Hyaloscypha bicolor E is the source of this 2793-nucleotide messenger RNA. RefSeq lists its product as uncharacterized. Bases 16 to 2793 code for a protein of 925 amino acids. The transcript is spliced from 7 exons. Gene Ontology annotation, molecular function: protein binding. NCBI's taxonomy places the organism in Eukaryota, Fungi, Ascomycota, Leotiomycetes, Helotiales, Hyaloscyphaceae. The record is from RefSeq and is a predicted model, not a curated record.
CAACGAUGCUCUCUCAUGGACGGGCUCAGUGCUGUUGCCAGCGUUGUUGCAGUGAUCCAGAUAUCUGCCCAAGUCUUUGAUCUCUGCAGGACGUAUUAUCUGAACGUCAAGGACGCCCGAAGAGAUAUCGAGCGACUUCGAAAUGAGGUCAAUUCGCUCCAGGAUAUCCUCGUCAAUGUCGCCGAUUUAGCUAAUGCACCGCAACCUCGCUUUUUACAGACUCUCAGCCUUAUCAGUCAGAAAGAUGGGCUAUUGGAGCAAUGCCUGCUGGAAUUAACAGCAUUAUUAUCCAAGCUCGACCCAGGGGAGGGCGCGAGCAAGGUGAAGCUUGCGCUGAGGUCAUUGAAGUGGCCUUUGCACAGCAAGGAAAUCGAUCAGGUUUUGCUCGAUAUCGGAAGAUAUAAAUCUUUCUUCGUUCUUGCUUUAAGCACAGAUCAGAAUUCCCUGUCUCUGGCCAUUAGUCGCGAUGUCUCAGACAUCAAAAAUCACCUUGAGACUCAGAAAUUAGACGAGAAUCGAGAAGCCAUUAUCAAAUGGCUGUCGACAACCGACCCGUCUGUCAACUUUCACGCCUCCUGUAGGAAGUGUCAACCAGAGACGGGGCAGUGGCUGAUAACUCGACCUGAUUUCAAGUAUUGGAGAGAGUUCCCCAACUCUUUUCUUUGGCUGUAUGGUAUUCCUGGGUGCGGGAAGACCAUUUUGAGCUCAACCAUAAUUCGACAUCUACAACAAUUCUCCGAGCUCCAGCCUGACUAUGCCGUUGCAUAUUUCUAUUUCGACUUCAAUACCACAGCAAAACAGGAGGUGACAGCUUGCCUGUCAUCACUAUUCUAUGAGCGCUGCAAUCACGGUAAGCUUCGGCUAGGGCUAGAUGAACUCACUGGAAUGCUAUGCGAAGUCAUCCAGAGUUUGGGUCAUGUUUUCGUCGUCAUCGACGCCUUGGAUGAGUGCCCAAAGGGCGAAGAGAGAGAUUCCCUCCUGGCAGUUCUCUCGAAUAUCAAAUCAAGGACGAUGUAUAAUCUUCAUACCCUUGUCACUAGUCGACGGGAACUGGAUGUUGAAGAGAAUCUUGCACCUUUGAUCACAAGCCAGCCAAUUUCGCUUCCGGGGGUCGAGGUUGACUGGGACAUUCAGGCACAUAUCUCGAGCGUGCUUGCAACGGAUCCUAAACUGAAGAAAUGGCCGGACAAUAUCAAGCAGGAGAUUAAGGUGACAUUAGCGAAAGGAGCUAACGGAAUGUUUCGGUGGGUAGUCUGUCAAUUAGAUGCCCUGAAGCGGUGCUUGAAAGUGAGCUUAAUUCGCAAAGCUCUCCAUGGCCUGCCAAAGACCCUGGACGACACGUAUUCCCGCCUAUUCUUGGAGAUAGAUGAUGCUUACCGAGAGGAUGCAAUGAAAGCGUUGCUAUGGCUAGCUUUCUCGGAUCGUCCCCUCCUGCUUGCGGAGCUCGCAGAAGCCAUUGUGGUCAGACCUCUGUCACAUCCUCCAUUCGAUCCUGAAGAGCGAUUUCCGGAUCCGGAAAGCGUCCUCCAAAUUCUCUCCAGCCUGGUGUCCGUUAACGAUGCAGGAAGAGAUCGGCUCUCGCGGAUGGGGACCGUCACUCUAGCACAUUUCUCUGUCAAGGAGUAUCUGAUCUCAGAUCGAAUACGAAAAGGGCCAGCACAGUACUUCGCCAUAUCAAGUCAUAUCGCACACUAUUUCAUCGCGGAAUGUUGUCUUUUAUACGUCUUGCACUAUGCCAACACUGCUACAAAGACGGGAUCAUUGGGGAAUUUGGCUGCAUUUCCCCUUAUAACAUACGCCUCAGCGAGUUGGUUUACACAUAUCAACAUGUUACCUGUGGAACAACAAAAGCCUUUGACCCCCCUUGCUCUCAAAUUGUUACUUUCGGCGGAUGCGUUGUCCAGCUGGCAACUCAUCCGCCUCGGCCAUCUCAUACCAUUUCCUGAUGAAGGUGCACUAUAUUAUGCAUCCUCCCUGGGACUUCUGGAUUGUCACGCCGGGGCGGCAUUCUUAUUAUUGUCACAUCGGGUCAAUGCCAAUGCUAAAGACUAUAUGGGAUACACGCCGCUCCACCACGCUGCCGAGAAAGGCCACAUGACGAUUAUUAAACUACUCUUCCAGUUUGGAGCACAGGCAAGCCCUAGGGAUGAUCAGGGAAUGACCCCUCUCCACCUUGCAGCUUUCCGCUCCCAUGAACAGAUCGCCGGGUUCUUGGUUGAGAGAGGAGCAGAAGUAGAGGUGGCGACGAUACACGAUCUACGGACACCCUUUCAUUGGGCGGCUUGGAAUGACUUAAGACCACUGAUAGAGUUGUUUCUGAAGCAGGGUGCAAAUAUCAAUGCCCAAAACUGGGACGGCGAAACAGCAUUGCACUACGCUGCUAGGGAUAAUCAAAAGAUCUUGCAAGAUCUUCUUGACCGCGGUGCAGAUCUGGAGGUUGAAACACAUUGCGGGGAGACACCACUUUACUGGGCUGCUGAAGGGGAACAAAGGGAGGCAACUGAGAAGUUGGUGAAGGCUGGUGCUAGAAUUGCACUUCCGCUCCUUUUGUUAGCCAAGGCGGAGUUUCCUGCAGCUCAUAGUGCCCAGUUUCAUUUGCUUCUUGAUGUGGGAAUGGCAGCGAACGAGGAAACAGCUUCGUUGACUUUGUUGGCGCUGCAGGAGUGUGCUCGUUUGGGGUAUACCUUAUGCGGUGAGUGUCAAAGGAUACUUUCAGAGGUAUCUGGUGGAAGUACCAUUCAGCAGAUUUUGCCAAUCAGGAAUUUGGUUGAGAACCUGGAACCUCCCGACUAG